Dermacentor andersoni is the source of this 789-nucleotide messenger RNA. Lineage: Eukaryota; Metazoa; Arthropoda; Arachnida; Ixodida; Ixodidae. The record is from RefSeq and is a predicted model, not a curated record.
GAAUGCCCGAAGAAACGAGCGAGUUGGUAGGGAGGAAGAAACAAAAAUUGUAAUACCGGAACGUCUGGAUUUCUGGCUGCUGAGCGUGUCGCUUAGAACCUCAAUUGGGUCACGGGGCGCAAUCGGAGAGGUCAUCACUGCAGCAAGCGGCUCGGUAGUAGCACAGCACGAGCCAGUUUUUGCUGAAAGCUGCUAAGCGAAGGAAGUGGAGGCGUUUUCACAGCUCCUCGUUUUGGCUUCGGCUGUGGUUAUCACGAAGAAAGAAGCGAUGAGGAAUCUGACGACAUUGUUCUUGUUCGCGAUGCUCGCGAUUGCCUCACUAUCACUUGCGGCUCCGAAAGCAGCGAAAGACGACUACGAAACGACGGUUGAUCCCAAGGCCUGUCCGGGCUGGCAGGUGUGGCAGGACUGUUCUGGAAACGACUGCCGCGAGCUUAGCUGCGAAGAUCCCAUUCAUGGCGGGGAAUGCAAGGAGUGCACCAGCGGCUGCUAUUGCAUAGAAGGAUACUUCAGGAACCCCACCGGAAACUGCGUCAACUGGGAUCACUGCCCACGGGAAUGAAUGCUGUGUUCGAUGCCAUUAAGCCCCUUCACUUUUUAGCCGUCUCGACAUAUCUUGUUUGCCGUUUUGUUCUUCUGAGCUGCGUUGUGCAUGCAUGCCUAGCGAAGUUCUAUUGCAAGGGAAAGUUUCUUGGUUUCUCAAGAAGAGGAAGCUCUUUUGUGACUGAUAUGUGACCCCUGUAUGGACAUUGUUCACGUUCAGAAAUACAUUCUUUCAUUUGUGACUCA